AAUCACGAUUGGCUGAACGGCGUGGAACGCUGGAUGACCUAAUUAAUAUUUAUGAUAUAAACCUUCCCCUUUGUGGUAUGCCGUCAAAUCCGGUUACGCUUUUUACAUGUCUUCCGAUCUGUUUAGUUGUUGUGAACGAUCUUAAAACUAUAAACCCAUGCAAGGAUAUAUCGAUUGUCACUGUCAUAUAUCUGCCGAGGAUUUUGACACCGACAUUGAUGAUGUCAUUCAGGAGUCUAAAAAGGCUGGGCUUGUUUCCCUUCUUGCAGUAGCAGAGCACGCUGGUGAAUUUGAGAAAAUCAUACAGCUCUCACAAAGGUUCCCAGGAUUCGUCAUGCCAUGUCUUGGAGUUCAUCCUGUCCAAGAUCCAGCACAACCCAGGAGUGCCUUACCCGAGGAUUUAGAUGCAGCAUUACCACUGAUCGAGAAAUACAAAGAGCACAUUGUGGCUAUUGGUGAGGUUGGCCUGGAUUUCACGCCACGUGUAGUCAACAAUGAUGCUGGGAAAGAUGGUCAGAGACAGGUGCUCAUUCGACAGGCUGAAAUGGCAAAACUGUUAAAUCUGCCUCUGAAUGUUCACUCAAGAUCUGCUGGACGACCAACCAUCCAUCUUCUGAAGGAGUUGGGUGUAGAGAAUGCACUUCUUCAUGCAUUUGACGGAAGACCUUCGGUUGCGAUGGAGGGUGUGAAAGCUGGUUAUUUUUUUUCAAUACCUCCAUCCAUUAUCAGAAGCGAUCAGAAGCAGAAGCUGGUGAAGCAGGUUCCUCUGGAGAGCAUGUGUUUAGAGACGGAUGCUCCUGCGCUCGGGCCUGAAAAGCAGGUGAGGAAUGUACCUAAGAACAUCAGCAUCGGUGCCGAAUAUAUUGCGAAAAUCAAAGGUGUUCCCUUGGAGAAGGUCAUAGAGGUCACUACCCAGAAUGCCCUGCACCUCUUCCCCAAAUUGAAAAUAUUUAUCAAAGCUUGACAUUAAAAGGGUCCUCUUUUUUGAGCCAAGUUGUUUUGUUGUGCAGAAAUUGUCAUGCUUAUUUUCAAUUAUCUAUGUUAAAAGUGUGAAGAUUACUGCACUUUAUCAGUGCAUUAUUAUGUAUGUUGGGUUUGAAACAAUUAUUUUCGUCAGUGUUCCUUUAAAUUUUGACCACAUUGUUUAAUAAAUAUAUUGACAAAUGUCAAAAAAACAUUACUUUAUGAACACUUCAUAAUCAUGUCAUUGUCAUGCUUUAUGACAAAACGUGUGCCUUAGGAAAACUGUAAUACGUGUUCUUAGGUUUACAUUCAUAUAUUCAUUCAAAGAGUAUGCCAGACCUACCGCUGCUUGUUGUAUGUCUUAUAACUUGUAUGUGACUUCUUGAAUUAACCUGCGUAGAUUAAUAUGAGAAGCUAAAAUCAUAUGUUAAUCCAUCAGGUUCUGGCACUGUAAGCAAUCAGCCAUGACAUCUGUGUGUGUCUCAGUCUGAAUGGAGUUAUUGCUGAAUCUGUAUUCUGUCUGGAGUAGUCUGGUCAUGUCUUUCAGCAUGGUCUGUGGUUUGCUCAUCUAGAAAAUAAAGUAUUCAUUUGGGUUAAAAGAUUUCUGAUAU
Messenger RNA from Carassius carassius (crucian carp), 1574 nucleotides. RefSeq names its product putative deoxyribonuclease TATDN3 (gene tatdn3l). The record is from RefSeq and is a predicted model, not a curated record. The coding region runs from base 158 to 964 and encodes 268 amino acids. The transcript has 11 exons. NCBI's taxonomy places the organism in Eukaryota, Metazoa, Chordata, Actinopteri, Cypriniformes, Cyprinidae. Gene Ontology annotation, molecular function: hydrolase activity, acting on ester bonds.